Messenger RNA from Aspergillus lentulus, 930 nucleotides. The record is from RefSeq and is a predicted model, not a curated record. Lineage: Eukaryota; Fungi; Ascomycota; Eurotiomycetes; Eurotiales; Aspergillaceae.
AUGUCUCUGGCUAGUUCGAAACGUGGCCCGCAAAGUCGCCCUAUCUCCCCCCGUAGGUCCCGCCGACUUGCUAAGCAGCGUCCCGAGAUCGACGCUAGGGAGGCCGCUUGGGCCCGGCAGCGGUCCGCCUCCAAGGCCAAUCGUCAGCAGCCGGUGAAUGGCAUGCCGGAACGGCCCGAGACAUUCAACAAUUUGAUAGACACCGCGAGGGCGACGGUCGAGCGUUAUGUGAAUGGAGGGAGACCACAUGAAGAGUAUCUCCGUGCUUCCCUGAAGGCCUUUCUCGAGUGGUUACCACCGGGAGGUCAAACUUCAGUGGCCAGAGACAUCGUCAACGCUGGAAACGAUGACCAAAAGUUGUGGCAGGUGUUUCACGAUCUUCUCGCCUAUCUUCUCUAUCCAAUGAUGGCGGAGAGUCCUAUACCCUCGGAACCUGAAUCACCCUUUGACUUCAGGGAGCCCAACCUGGAGGUGUUCACAGGGACGCUCAUCCAACCAGAGGUCCGGGAUAGCGAUUUCCGGGACGAGUGUGCGCGCCGAGACGGCUAUCGGUGUUGUGUCACUGGCCAUCUAGAUACCAAGAAAUGGAAGCAGAAUGGAUAUCUGCCAGCUGAUGAGCUCCACGACUUCGUGGAGUGCGCCAAUAUCAUACCCUGCAGCUACACGUCCUGGGCGGGAAGCAAGAGGAAUGGCAUCAUUACUAUGCCUCCGUCGAGGGCGUCCCUGCCAGAUCCCGCGUAUCUGGACUGCCACUACCGCGUGGCUGAGAUCCUCCAUGCUUCUGGUCUGGCGGAGUACAUCGAGCGUAAAAUCCAAGACUGGGAAGAUCUGAAACAGUCUGGUGGAACAGAUGGCGCCCUCCGUCCAGAUGGCUCGACCGAUGUCACCCGCAUUCUGAAUACCGCUCUGUGGUCCGCAGUUGAGGGAUGA